This is a messenger RNA of Dufourea novaeangliae, 2768 nucleotides long. It is a transcript of the gene Afg3l2, whose product is annotated as AFG3-like protein 2. Gene Ontology annotation, biological process: protein-containing complex assembly; mitochondrial protein processing. The coding region runs from base 280 to 2694 and encodes 804 amino acids. Lineage: Eukaryota; Metazoa; Arthropoda; Insecta; Hymenoptera; Halictidae. Gene Ontology annotation, cellular component: membrane; m-AAA complex. The transcript is spliced from 13 exons. The record is from RefSeq and is a predicted model, not a curated record. Gene Ontology annotation, molecular function: metalloendopeptidase activity; ATP binding; ATP hydrolysis activity.
CGACGUAGAUCAUUUUAUGUGAUAUACACACCGUUAUUGCACAAAAUUUGUUUAUUACUCAUCUCCAUUGGUGCAGGAGCGACCAGCCAAUACGUAAUAGUUUCGAGAAGAACGUUUAUAGAUUAACCUCGUGCUUGUGAGAACGAAAAGUAGAAGCUGAGACUGGGGUUAUUUAUUGGAAUGUUGUCUUCUGGCCGGUGAUGUGUUAUGCGGCGGCAAUAAAGAUAGAAACUACGAAAUUUCAUUAUAUUACGUGAUAACCGAACGACACGAUAGAAAAUGGCUCAUCAGCUGUUAUUGUCAGCUACUAAAUUGGAAAGAUUCAUAUUCAAAUCCGUAUACAAAAAUGCCGACACAUUUCAGUUACGUCGAUACUUGUCAUUAAUUAAGAAUGGCAAUGAAACUACUGUGCUUGCACAGUUACAAAGACAGUGGAGAUUACUGUGCGAUCAACCACCAAAGGGAUUCGAAAAGUAUUAUAGAGGAAAUGCCAAAAAUUCCGCUAAAACUAAUGAAAAAAGUAAUGAAGAACCGGCCAAAGAGGCAGCCAAACCAAGAGUCAACCAAUCGAAACACGAAUCAUCUAGUUCUCCACCUGGAAACAAAGUUGGUUUUGACUGGAAGUUUCUGGGCCGUCUGUCGGGGCCAGGAGGAAAGAAACCUUUUAAUGAGACAUCGAAUGAAAAAACAAUGUACAUAGUUGGUUUAUUGCUUGUAGUAGCUGCUUUUGCGUAUCUUCAGGGCUUAGCAAAUUCUGCAGUGGAAAUCACAUGGAGGGAGUUUAUGUCACAAUGUUUAAACAAAGGAAUUGUAGACAAAUUAGAAGUUGUCAAUAAACAGUGGGUCCGUGUGAAACUGUUACCUGGUCAUAAUUUACAUGAAUCAGACACGUUGUGGUUCAACAUUGGAAGUACUGAAACGUUUGAGAGAAACUUAGAAAAUGCACAGAUAGAAUUAAACAUAGAACCACAAAAUUAUUUAUUGGUAGUUUACAAAGAUGAAAUCCAACUGUAUCAUAUUUUGAAACUUAUGCCACAGAUACUGAUGUGGGGGUUCUUCCUGUACAUAAUGCGAAAAUCAAUGCAAAGUUUGGGUGGUGGAGGUAAAAAGGGUGGGUUGUUUGGUUCUGUAAUGGAAUCGACUGCGAAAUUAAUUAAUUCCAAGGAUAUCGGUGUUCGAUUUAAGGAUGUUGCUGGAUGCGAGGAAGCGAAAAUUGAAAUAAUGGAAUUUGUAAAUUUUUUAAAACAUCCUCAACAGUACAUAGAUCUGGGUGCUAAGAUUCCCAAGGGCGCGAUGUUGACGGGCCCCCCUGGUACUGGUAAAACGUUAUUGGCUAAAGCCACAGCCGGAGAAGCGAAUGUUCCUUUCAUCACAGUGUCAGGAUCAGAGUUUUUGGAAAUGUUCGUCGGUGUUGGUCCUUCGAGAGUUCGAGACAUGUUUUCCAUGGCUCGAAAGCAUGCUCCUUGUAUAUUAUUUAUCGAUGAAAUUGAUGCUGUCGGUAGGAAAAGAGGGGGACGCAAUUUCGGCGGACAUUCUGAACAAGAGAAUACAUUGAAUCAACUUUUGGUUGAAAUGGAUGGAUUCAAUACAACAACCAAUGUAGUCGUACUAGCAGCGACCAAUAGAAUAGAUAUUUUGGACAAAGCAUUGCUCCGACCUGGACGAUUCGAUAGACAAAUCUUCGUUCCUGCUCCAGACAUUAAAGGGCGAGCUUCUAUUUUCAAAGUGCAUUUAGGACCUCUGAAAACAACAAUAGAUAAAGACCAGUUAGCUAGAAAAAUGGCUUCCUUGACGCCUGGUUUCACAGGGGCUGACAUUGCUAAUGUGUGCAAUGAAGCGGCUUUAAUAGCAGCAAGAGACAUGAACGAUAAUAUUCAUCUAAAACAUUUUGAACAGGCUAUUGAAAGAGUUGUCGCCGGUAUGGAGAAGAAGACAAAUGUUUUGCAACCCGAGGAGAAAAAGACAGUUGCGUAUCACGAAGCUGGCCAUGCGGUAGCAGGCUGGUUUUUGGAGCACGCGGAUCCACUUUUGAAGGUGUCCAUAAUUCCGCGUGGAAAAGGUUUAGGUUAUGCCCAAUAUUUACCACGGGAACAGUAUCUUUACACAAAAGAACAAUUGUUUGAUAGAAUGUGUAUGACGCUCGGUGGACGAGUGUCUGAGGAAAUAUUCUUCGGUCGUAUAACAACAGGAGCGAAAGAUGAUUUACAGAAGAUAACUGCAAGUGCGUACGCCCAAGUUAUUCAAUACGGUAUGAAUGAAAAAGUCGGCAACGUUAGUUUCCAAAUGCCUCAGCCAGGUGAAAUGACUUUCGACAAACCAUACUCUGAACACACUGCACAGCUAAUCGACAGUGAAGUACGGGAAUUAAUAGAGAAAGCGCAUAUUCGAACGCAUGUUUUGCUCACGGAGCACAAGGAAAACGUGAUGAAGGUGGCUGAAAGAUUACUGAAACAAGAAAUCUUAAGCAGAGACGACAUGAUAGAAUUACUCGGACAAAGACCGUUCCGCGAGAAAUCUACUUACGAAGAAUUUGUCGAGGGCACUGGCUCGUUCGAAGAAGACACCAGCUUGCCGAAAGGAUUGCAGGAUUGGAACAAAACGGUAGAUGCCGAGAAAAAGAAUGAAGUAACGACUCCGCCGUCGGAGGCGGCCGCGGCUAACGCUCCGAAGGAUCAACCGCAACAGCGAUUAUAAUUAUACAGUUUAGAUUAUAGUCUGCUAAGUACUUUGUAUUAUAGUUUGAAAUAUAUAACUACAUUAAGUAACAA